UUUCCGUGUUUGUUUUUUCCCCAUCCUUCUACACGCAUGCUCAGUGUGUCCCCUCCGCUGAUUCACAUCAGCAGCAGCAGCAGCCAGGAGAUCCACUGGUCCGACCGCACAUGGAGCCCCAGUGAGACGAGCCAGCGCUCCGGCCAGCGGGGUGUACAAGGUGUGUGAUGGCGCUGUGCUCUGAGGCCUGUGUUUCUGGCUCAGGAGGAGAAUCCUCCAGCAGUGAGCGAGGUUCUAGCUGCCUUCAGUUUGGAGUUCGUUCCUAUUUACACCACUUCUAUGAAGAGUGCUCGUCUUCUAUGUGGGACAGAGACCCGGAGGAUCGAGGGUUCGUCCAGAGCCAGAGGUCAGCCUUGCGGUGGAACUCAGCAGUCUGGAAGGUGUCCUUGGCCCUGGGUCUGCUGAUCCUGACUGCGGGUAUUGUCACCCUGUCAGUCGGUUACUGCACUCCUCACAAAAUUGAGUCAUUCGGAGAGGGAGACCUGUUCUUCGUGGAUGCCCAGGCUGUCAGCUUUAACAGGGGGCUUCACGCUAGCGCUGCGGCCGGGAUCGGGCUCUCCUGCCUCGGCUCUGCCCUGGCAGCGAUGGGGGCGGUCGUUUGGAUCCUCAACAGGGCAAACUUGAAAGAGAAGCUGUUCCACAGACCAGGGGAGGGGGACCGGAGAGGAGAGUCCGGUUCAAAGUGGAGGGGAUGUAGGGAUCUGGGGGAUGUGGUCACUAAACCGCCAGGUUCAGAGGAGGGAAAGAUGCCCUUCACUUUGUCGAAAGUGGAAAAUGUGCAGCCCACUUCAUAAAAAAGCUGAUGAGCUACAGGGUGUUCUGGCUUUUGUUGUAGUCCAGCGGCAUUGUGUACUUGCUCUCUGAUCUGUUUUUAAGAAAACAAGUGUCAUUUUGGCAUGAAAAUUGUUCCCAUGGAGGCUGUUUUGAGACAGUCGGAUAUUAGACAUCAGCAAGUUACUUUACAGACCUACAAGGCUUAAAGGGAACAAUUUGAACUGAAGAGUUUCUUAAAACAUCCAAAUUAAAAAUAUGAGGCCCCAAGACUAUGAACUAGAGACCUUGUAGCUCUCAGAGUGCAGCAUAGGGACAUAGCUGUUGACCGUAGACUGUGUUUGUGCAGUGCACUUGUGUUAUAUCUGAAAAAUACACAGAGUAUUGCCUCAACACUCGAAGAGAGCAGAAUUCUUGUGACCGAUGAUAGAAGUUCAUGUUUUAUCCUCUCACUUGAUAGUGUUUGUUGUAAUUUUGCUCCUUCUUUUCUAUCAGUUGUUUUUUUUUUUUCAAAUAGCAGCGGUAUCAGCCUUCCAAGUAGACAAGGUGGUAAUAUUGCAUGAAUCCAUGUGAAAACCUGCAUUUCCAAUCACACAGCGACGUUACAGAUGUAAAGACUCAUUAACAUUUCUGUGUCUACAUUUUCACACAUCUACACUAAUGCUCGGCCCGCUGUGUUCAACGCAUGUACAGUCACAUGCUCCCUCGCUCACACACACACCCACACACAUGCACAAAUUGGUGCUCCAUUGACAGUCUCACCUAUUUUCACCCCACUGUAAUCUGGCUCUGUAAUUGCCUGCAAUCUGUGUAUCCAGGCAACAGUUAGGCUUCAAGUGCUCUAUUUUGAACUCCGAACAAAGGCCCUUUUCUGAUUGGUCCCUCACUUCUCCUCUCUUUAUUUUCACGCCAAUCAGAUUUUUUGUUUACAUGCACACACAGUAGUAACGAGUAAGUGGUGAAGGGGUGAGGCGAGAGGAAUUUGCACUGGCACCUUAGAGGCCACCUUUGUGAUUGGGUCCUCCAAUUCAUUAUAAUAGAGAGUACAAGUGAGAGAAAAAACUGUGGAAAACAGCAGAACAACCAUGAUCUUCUGGUAUGACGGCACUGGUCCCGCUGUAUGUUAUUAUUGGUGUUUUGCUGUUUUGUUGUGUUAUCGGUUAUUAUUAAGAUAAUGGAGUGAAAAGGGGUUUAGUGUCACUGGUGCAAAGCAAAUGGCCAAAAUAAACUUGUGAUCUGCAAACCUAA
This is a messenger RNA of Amphiprion ocellaris (clown anemonefish), 2019 nucleotides long. It is a transcript of the gene nrsn1l, whose product is annotated as neurensin 1-like. Bases 168 to 794 code for a protein of 208 amino acids. The record is from RefSeq and is a predicted model, not a curated record. Gene Ontology annotation, cellular component: neuron projection; transport vesicle; neuronal cell body. Lineage: Eukaryota; Metazoa; Chordata; Actinopteri; Pomacentridae. Gene Ontology annotation, biological process: nervous system development. The transcript is spliced from 4 exons.